This is a messenger RNA of Caenorhabditis remanei, 1005 nucleotides long. RefSeq lists its product as uncharacterized. Gene Ontology annotation, molecular function: protein binding. NCBI's taxonomy places the organism in Eukaryota, Metazoa, Nematoda, Chromadorea, Rhabditida, Rhabditidae. The record is from RefSeq and is a predicted model, not a curated record. Bases 1 to 1005 code for a protein of 334 amino acids. The transcript is spliced from 2 exons.
AUGUCGAGUGCUUUCCCUCUUCUCUGCCUUCCAGAGAAUGCAUUGGAACUUGUGAUUGAAUGCAUGGACUAUGUUGACAUUGUCGGAUUCUCACUCGUGUCUCACAAAACGAAGGAAAUUGUCAGAUCGCUCUACUUGGAUAUUGGACGACUCGUUCUGACGGUGAACGACAUUAUCAGAAUUCGAUCGGAUCCUGAUAGAGAUGGUCCGUCAUCGAUGGUAUGGAGUUUCUACCCGGAGGAGGAUAACGCUGGCCCUGUACCAAUUCCAGUUUAUAUGCCGGCACGUGUAACCGGAAUGCGUGAUUUGAUAACUCAUCGAAACUUCGUGGAAUACCAAAAUCCUUGUCUCAGUAUUCAAGAAUGGGUUGAACAUUUCCAGUAUCUAUUCUCAAUCGAAGAAAUUGACUACAUUUCAUUUGCAAAUGAGACAUGCAAAUUUGAUUGGACUUCGUUAAAAUAUGCGCUUGGAAAGUUCAAUAUUAACACGCUCUUUUUCCACAAUUUUUGUGGUUUGGAUUGUGCACAAAAAGCAUUGAAGCAAUUUUCGUCGGUCACUUCUGUGACUGCCUUCAGUCCAAGUUUCAAUGAUCCCAGCCACUACAGUAACAUCCUCAUUCAAAAUUUGGAUACAUUGUCUCUUGGACACGAAAAUAUGGCAUUAAAAAUUGGAUUGGAUGACCUUUUAUUGAUGAAUAGUAAGGCCAUGUCUAUUCAAUCUCCAACUCUUACCGAUAAAAUGUUGAACCAGUUUUUCAAGCAUUGGAUCAAAGGAUCGAACCCGAGAAUGGAUGUUGCACAUUUUGCAUUUGUCAACGAUCAAGUUGUGAAUAAGGAAAUUAUACUGAAAGAUUUGCAUUGUCAAGAAGUUCCAUUGGAUGAUGUCAGGGAUGACGUAGAGGUCACAGAGAAGUAUAAUAUCAUGCGAAAAGGUGGAUCGGUCGGAACGAUUACAAUUCAACAAACUGACGAAGGUUACGAUGUCUUUUUCCAACAAGUUCAGUGA